AUGCGCACUCUUCCCAACAUCAUCAUAACAGGCACUCCCGGCGUCGGCAAGACCACCACAUGCACACAACUCCUCAGUCUAGCCUCGUCCUCCACGCCCGCGAUUAACCUCAAGCACCUCUCGAUCAACGACCUCGUCAAGUCUCGCUCCUGCCACUCCGGCUACGAUGAAGAUCUGCAGACCCUGAUCGUGGACGAUGACAAACUCAUGGACGAGGUGGAGAAAGACAUCUCCGAUGGGGAAGGCGAAGGCGGUUGGGUCAUUGACUGGCAUUCCACCGCUGGGUUCGCCGUGCGCUGGGUCGACCUCGUGGUCGUGCUGAGGUGUGAAGAGACGAGUGUUCUCUAUGACCGCCUCAUGGCGCGAGGCUACAAAGAUUCCAAAGUGCAGGAGAACAUGGAUGCCGAGAUCUUUGGCGUUGUGACCGAGGAGGCUAAGGAGGGAUGGGGAGAGGAGGAAGACGGGAGGGUCGUUGAACUCAAAAGCGUGAAUGCAGACGACAUCGAUGAGAACGCAGAGCGCAUUCUGCAGUGGGUGAAGAACUGGAUUAAAGAUCAUACUACGAAUGGGAACGAGGGUUAG
Fonsecaea monophora is the source of this 582-nucleotide messenger RNA. RefSeq lists its product as hypothetical. Gene Ontology annotation, cellular component: cytoplasm; nucleus. The transcript has a single exon. Gene Ontology annotation, molecular function: ATP hydrolysis activity; ATP binding; AMP kinase activity. The record is from RefSeq and is a predicted model, not a curated record. Bases 1 to 582 code for a protein of 193 amino acids. Lineage: Eukaryota; Fungi; Ascomycota; Eurotiomycetes; Chaetothyriales; Herpotrichiellaceae.